Ostrinia nubilalis (European corn borer) is the source of this 2828-nucleotide messenger RNA. RefSeq lists its product as uncharacterized. Gene Ontology annotation, molecular function: DNA-binding transcription factor activity, RNA polymerase II-specific; sequence-specific DNA binding. Bases 567 to 2828 code for a protein of 753 amino acids. Gene Ontology annotation, biological process: regulation of transcription by RNA polymerase II. Gene Ontology annotation, cellular component: nucleus. Lineage: Eukaryota; Metazoa; Arthropoda; Insecta; Lepidoptera; Crambidae. The transcript has 2 exons. The record is from RefSeq and is a predicted model, not a curated record.
GGCCCCUCGACUACGCCGCAAAGCCAACCUCGACCCGCAGCGCACUUUGCCGGGUAAAAACUUGCCUGCGUCGCUCGAGUCGUCCAACGCGAUUACCCGAGGUGGGAACUGUGAGUUCGCUGUAGUAAAAGUGGUUCGUGUGCGAGUGUAUUUUUACGCUGUAUAUUCCAAACUGUUUUCGUGUGAAGGUCGUUUACCUAUACGCAGUGAUAAAAACUAUUCGUGCUGGUCGAAAAUAAUUUAAUGAAAUCAGAAAACAUCAAGAACGUCGCUGUCAAAAUAAGGCGGAAAAUAAAUAAAUAGGGCUAAACCAACGGCCGCUGCACGUGACUGUAGAAAAAGGACCUUAUUGAAAGUGUUAUUAGUGUUAUAAUUGAAUAACGUAAAUAGUUGAUGGCUGAUUCGUUGAAAGAAAUGAUGAUUACAUUUUUCGAUUACAAGCGAUGAUGAUAAAACUCUGUUCGUCCAAAAGAAUUUCUCUGAUCACCAUGGAUUGGAGAACACAAAGGCGAGUGCACAAAUACCGGUGAAGAUCAGCGAGGCCACAGCCUUUUGAAAUAGAUAAGAUGGAGAACUCAAGGCCGGAGCAGAGUUUUCAACCAGAUAAUGAAGAAUCAAAUAGCAAUAAUGAGACCGUCACAAAACCAGAAGAUAAUGGAGAAGUAGAAGCAUUUUCUGUGACUAAAGAUGAAAAAAGCAGUGAAAGUGACGCUAACAGUGAAGAUUUAAGCUCCAAUGAAGAACAAAGUAAUGUAAAUAGCAAUAGCAACUCUCAGUUUUAUGAGAGCAGUGAUAGUAAAAUAGAUUUCGCUGUAAAAAUAGAUGACAGUGAUACGUUAAGUGAUAUAGAAGAUAUUAAAACGGACACUGCCUCAGCUGACAGUGAAGAUUCAGCACUCGGUAGCUUGCCGCCGGACAACGUGUUGAACGACCGCGAGGAAGAAGUUCAAGACCGCUCCGAUGGCAGCGACUCGGGCAUAGGAUCAGAAACAAACGAAGAUGCUAAGUUGCCCUCUUUCAAUCUUUCCUUGCCAUGCACCAGUGGUAUCAACGUUUCAAACUCAAACAGCACAAAUCCGCCUGAAUUACCAAUAGUAGCAAACAAUGAAAAUAAUUUAAAUCAAAACGGCCAUAACUUAACUUUAGAGCAACAAACGAAACCCCUAAAAAGUAGCCUUAAAAGGAAACACGAGGGUGAUGAUGACAUUGUUGAACCUAAGCCUAAAAAAAGAAAAGAAAAUAUUAAAUUCGACAAUGUCACAGUUUAUUACUUUCCAAGGGCCCAAGGUUUUACAUGUGUACCGUCACAGGGCGGCUCGACUUUAGGAAUGGAGUGGGAACAUACACAUAUUCAACAUUUCACUUUGGCGGAACAUGCGCUAGAGCAAAGAAGAUUGCAUAGACAAAUCCUACAACAGUUAAAAAGCGAGCGGCACUCUAUACAGGGAGCAUCGCUGUCGUCCAGUGAAGAUAGUGACACAGAAGAAGAAGCAAGCGAUAUAUCAGAAUCGGAAUUAGAUUUAGACAGUUACUACUUCCUUCAACCUAUUCCAACACGACAAAGACGAGCGCUAUUGAGGGCUGCUGGAGUCAGAAAAAUUGAAGGUUAUGAAAAAGAUGAAUGUAGAGAUAUAAGGACCUCUCGCGAAUUUUGUGGGUGUUCCUGUAAAGGAGCUUGUAAUCCAGAAAGUUGCUCAUGUAGUAUAGCCGGCAUCAAAUGUCAAGUUGAUAGGCUCAACUUCCCGUGCGGGUGUACUCGUGAUGGGUGUGGCAACACAACUGGAAGAAUAGAAUUCAACCCCGUACGAGUCCGGACGCACUUUAUACAUACGCUUAUGAGAAUAGGUCUCGAAAAGAAAAACGAGGAAAACCAGGAAGCAGCAAAAAGACAAUGGGCCGAAGCACAUGGUGCUUCUACUUCGAUGUGCAUAGGAAACACAUCAUAUGAAAGAAAUCGUAACCAAAGUCAUGAAGAUGGUUUACUGCGUGAUGUAAGCUUAAGUCCAAGAGUCGAAGUUGAGUCUUGUGUGAAUGCUGGAAACUUUAAUAAUAUUCAUUGUGAUAUGAAUAAUGCAAGUGGCCAUACUGGUAUGCAAAAAGAUUUGGCUUAUGGAUACCGAAAUGAUACAACAAACCCGAGGAGUAUCAAUGGGACUAACAUGCAUUUUGAAAAUGCCAAUAACCAUCACAAUCAAGCGCCUCCAUAUCCUACCAAUAUUCUUCAAGGAAAAGGCCCACCUUAUUCUGUAGGUAAUACGAUGGGGUACGAUUCCAUGGCCAAUAAUAUUCAAAGAUUUCCAUGUGAUCUCAACUACACAUAUGAAGCGCACGCUGACAAUCACCAUUUCAAAGGCCUUCAAAGUUACUCGGCAACAAGCUUCGAGGAAUUCGCCCAUAAUUCACAAAUCAAUAUGUUCAGUCACUACGGCCACAUGUACGUUCAAGAUGCAUACAUGCACAAGUCUAAUAAUAUGAAUGAGCACAAUUCACUACAGUAUCACAAUCACAAUAUUCCGCAGAACCAGUACGAGGCGUAUAAAAAUACACCGGAGUGUGUCAACUCUGAGAGCAAGAAUGACACGCAAUACACAACUCUGAUGACGAUGCCAUAUCAAAAUAGCAAUAAGUUGCAAACCGUCGAGAAUGACGAGAACUGGUUCAGCCAUAGCACGCUGCUGGGCCUGGACAACGCCGACCACGCCGCCCAGGACGCCGCCGACCUGCACGCCCCGCCGGCGGACCCGCCGCCCGAAACCAACGCCUCCGAACCCACGGAAAACUUCGGGGAACUAAUUAAGAAAACUAUGGUAGAGUCUGUUACUGUGUAG